Molecule: messenger RNA, 887 nt
Organism: Zea mays
Lineage: Eukaryota; Viridiplantae; Streptophyta; Magnoliopsida; Poales; Poaceae
Product: Secretory protein
Source: RefSeq, marked validated
AACCAACUGAGCUGAGCAAGAAGGCAAGCACCAAUCAGCCAGCAGUCCAGCACAAUAUCAUGAACAAGCGUCAGGUCGCCGCGGCGGUGGCUGCCCUCCUGGCGCUGCUAGCCGCAUCAUCGACGGCCGGCGCCGUGACGUUCGACGCGACGAACACGGCGUCCGAUACCCCCGGCGGGCAGCGGUUCGACCAGGCCGUCGGCCUCGACUACGCCAAGCAGGUCCUGUCCGACGCGUCCACGUUCAUCUGGAACACCUUCGACCAGCCCAGCCCCGCCGACCGCAAGCCCGUCGACGCGGUGACCCUCGUCGUCGAGGACAUCGGCGGCGUGGCCUUCACGAGCGCCAACGGGAUCCACCUCAGCGCGCAGUACGUCGGCGGCUACUCCGGCGACGUCAAGACCGAAGUCACCGGCGUGCUGUACCACGAGACAACGCACGUGUGGCAGUGGGACGGGCAGGGCCAGGCGAACGGCGGCCUCAUCGAGGGCAUCGCCGACUACGUCCGGCUGAAGGCGGGGUACGCGCCGGGCCACUGGGUGCAGCCGGGGCAGGGGGACCGGUGGGACCAGGGGUACGACGUCACGGCGAGGUUCCUGGACUACUGCGACUCGCUCAAGCCGGGCUUCGUCGCGCUGCUCAACGCCAAGAUGAAGGACGGCUACACCGACGACUUCUUCGCCCAGAUCCUGGGCAAGACCGUGCAGCAGCUGUGGCAGGACUACAAGGCUAAGUACGGGGGCUGAUGAUGGUGAUGCAAAUUGGUGGCGGUGCGAAGUCAACGCGUCAAUGGCUCAAUGCGUUUGGUAUGAGAUGCUAUUAUGUGCUAGUACGUACACUCUGUGUGUAAAAUAUAUAGAGAAAAUAAAAGGGAUCGGAUAAUUAAA